Messenger RNA from Trichechus manatus latirostris (Florida manatee), 3162 nucleotides. RefSeq names its product oxysterol binding protein like 9 (gene OSBPL9). NCBI's taxonomy places the organism in Eukaryota, Metazoa, Chordata, Mammalia, Sirenia, Trichechidae. The transcript has 23 exons. The coding region runs from base 815 to 2530 and encodes 571 amino acids. Gene Ontology annotation, molecular function: sterol binding. The record is from RefSeq and is a predicted model, not a curated record. Gene Ontology annotation, cellular component: membrane; intracellular membrane-bounded organelle; cytosol.
CCCUUUCUGCUACCAACUGGAGAAAACUCUCUGCUUUUGAAACGUCUCAUGUAAUUAGAUUAGGUUAGGCCUCCAGAUAAUCUUCCUUUUGCCAUAUGAUGUAGCAUAAUCACUUCCGUGAUAUCAUAUUCACAGGGGAGGAGAUUAUACAGGGGCGUGCACCAUUGGGGAUCAUUCUUAGAAUUCUGUAUGAAUUUACCCUUGAAUUAAUUCAAGUAUUGCUGACAAGAAGGUGGAAGGAGCCACAUGACAGGAAUAUGUGCACCUUCCAGAAGCUAAGAGCAGCUCCCAGAUGACAGCCAGCAAGGAAGCAGGAACAUCAUUCCUGCAACUACAAGAAACUGAAUUCUGCCAACAACCUGAAUAGCUUGAAAAAGAUUCUUCCUCAGAGCCUCCAGAAAAGAGCCUAGCACAGCCAACACCUUGAUUUCAGCCUUGUGAAACCUCAAGCAGAGAACCUAGACUUCCAACCUACAGAAAUGGAGCUGUGAUUGGUAUAGACGAUGAGGACGACAGCACCUUCACAAUAACUGUUGAUCAGAAAACCUUCCAUUUCCAGGCUCGUGAUGCUGAUGAGCGAGAGAAGUGGAUCCAUGCCUUAGAAGAAACAAUUCUUCGACAUACUCUCCAGCUUCAAGGUUUGGAUUCAGGAUUUGUUCCUAGUGUCCAGGACUUUGAUAAGAAACUUACAGAAGCUGAUGCUUAUCUACAAAUCUUGAUAGAACAAUUAAAGCUUUUUGAUGACAAGCUUCAAAACUGCAGAGAUGAUGAACAGAGAAAGAAAAUUGAAACUCUCAAAGAGACAACAAAUAACAUGGUAGAAUCAAUUAAACACUGCAUUGUGCUGCUGCAGAUUGCUAAAGACCAGAGUAAUGCGGAGAAGCACGCAGAUGGAAUUAUAAGUACUAUUAAUCCUGUAGAUGCAAUAUAUCAACCUAGUCCCUUGGAACCUGUGAUCAGCACAAUGCCUUCCCAGACUGUCUUACCUCCAGAGCCUGCCCAGUUGUGUAAGUCAGAGCAGCGUCCAUCCUCCCUACCAGUUGGACCUGUGUUAGCUACCCUGGGACAUCAUCAGACUCCAACACCAAAUAGUACAGGCAGUGGGCACUCACCACCUAGUAGCAGUCUAACUUCUCCAAGCCAUGUCAACUUGUCGCCAAAUACAGUCCCAGAGUUCUCUUAUUCUAGCAGUGAGGAUGAAUUCUAUGAUGCUGAUGAAUUCCAUCAAAGUGGCUCAUCCCCAAAGCACUUAAUAGAUUCCUCUGGAUCUGCCUCAGUCUUGACACACAGCAGCUCGGGAAAUAGUCUAAAGCGCCCAGACACCACAGAAUCACUUAAUUCUUCCAUGUCCAAUGGAACAAGUGAUGCUGACCUUUUCGAUUCCCACGAUGAUAGAGAUGAUGAAGGGGAGGCCGGGUCAGUGGAAGAGCACAAGAGCGUGAUCAUGCAUCUGUUGUCCCAGGUUAGGCUUGGAAUGGAUCUUACCAAGGUAGUUCUUCCAACAUUUAUUCUUGAAAGAAGAUCUCUUUUAGAAAUGUAUGCAGACUUUUUUGCACAUCCGGACCUAUUUGUGAGCAUUAGUGACCAAAAGGAUCCCAGGGAUCGAAUGGUUCAGGUUGUGAAGUGGUACCUCUCAGCCUUUCAUGCGGGAAGAAAAGGAUCAGUUGCCAAAAAGCCAUACAACCCCAUUUUGGGUGAGAUCUUUCAGUGUCACUGGACGUUACCAGAUGACACUGAAGAGAACGCAGAGCUAGUUUCGGAAGGACCAGUUCCUGGGGUUUCCAAAAACAGUGUAACAUUUGUGGCUGAACAGGUUUCCCAUCAUCCACCCAUUUCAGCUUUUUAUGCUGAGUGUUUUAACAAGAAGAUACAAUUCAAUGCUCAUAUAUGGACCAAGUCAAAAUUCCUUGGGAUGUCAAUUGGGGUACACAACAUAGGGCAAGGCUGUGUCUCGUGUUUAGACUAUGAUGAACAUUACAUUCUCACGUUCCCCAAUGGUUAUGGAAGGUCUAUCCUCACAGUGCCCUGGGUGGAGCUAGGAGGAGAAUGCAAUAUUAGUUGUUCCAAAACGGGCUAUAGUGCAAAUAUCGUCUUCCACACGAAACCAUUCUAUGGGGGCAAGAAGCACAGAAUUACCGCUGAGAUUUUUUCUCCAAAUGACAAGAAGUCUUUUUGCUCAGUUGAAGGGGAAUGGAAUGGUGUAAUGUACGCAAAAUAUGCAACCGGGGAAAAUACAGUGUUUAUAGAUACCAAGAAGUUGCCUACAAUCAAGAAGAAAGUGAGGAGGUUGGAAGAUCAGAAUGAGUAUGAAUCCCGCUGCCUUUGGAAGGAUGUCACUUUCAACUUAAAAAUCAGAGACAUCGAUGCAGCAACUGAAGCAAAGCACAGGCUUGAAGAAAGACAAAGAGCAGAAGCCCGAGAAAGGAAGGAGAAGGAAAUUCAGUGGGAGACAAGGUUAUUCCAUGAAGAUGGAGAAUGUUGGGUUUACGAUGAACCAUUACUGAAACGUCUUGGUGCUGCCAAGCAUUAGGUUGGGAAGUGUAAAGUUUACAGCUUAUGACCGGGGCAGGAGGCAUAAUUAAGCAACAAACAAUCUUCCUUUGGGAGAAUCUGUUCACUCCCUUCUUAUUGCAGUGGUUCCUAUCUCAGGGAUACUGGACUUUCUGAUGCAGAUGAACAAUUAAAGCAAGAAAAGCUUCCCUUUUUCCUCUUCUGUGGCAGUUGCGAUUUUGACUUCAGUCCUGAGAAAACUUCAGGCUUUGAAAACAAGAUGUUUGAUCCUUCACCAAACCCCACGCUUUGAAAAGCAUUUAUAAACCCCCGUCUCAGACUCUGCACUCUAGUACUGCUGUUGAGAUAUAUGACAUUUCCUAGUUCAUAUAAUCUUGGGUUCUAUAUAUAUACAUAUAUAUACAUAUAAAAUAUACUUGAUGCCAGAUUUUGCAUAAAUACUCCCAUCUACUGUAAAUACUGAUUCCUUUGUUUUAGAAAAUUAGUGCAAUGUAUUAAAAUCAAGUGCUUAGGAAAUUUCAUGGUCUCACCUACAAUAACUUUUAUUUUGGAAUUGAACUGUUAUUAAAUUGUAUCUAACCCUGGACCACAGUUUAAUUAUACUCAGUGCUUCUUAAGGCUUCAUAAAGUAAUUUUUCCAACCUUUUUUUU